Messenger RNA from Aspergillus ibericus CBS 121593, 870 nucleotides. RefSeq names its product Ctf8 family protein. The transcript has a single exon. Gene Ontology annotation, cellular component: Ctf18 RFC-like complex. The coding region runs from base 156 to 620 and encodes 154 amino acids. The record is from RefSeq and is a predicted model, not a curated record. Gene Ontology annotation, biological process: mitotic sister chromatid cohesion. NCBI's taxonomy places the organism in Eukaryota, Fungi, Ascomycota, Eurotiomycetes, Eurotiales, Aspergillaceae.
AUUGGCGUGACGCGCUAAUUUCGCUUUUUCGACCUUCAUCGCGACGUCCGGCCCCUUCCCUCGCGUUCCUGCUUCAUCUCCUUCUCACGCGCCAAAAGCACGGAAUUAGACAAGUCUUCCGCUCAGAAGCCGUUAUUGAAUCGAGAUCGCCCCAAAUGCCGUCGAUUCCGCUCCACCCGCGCGCGUCCAAUUCGCCCACACGCGUGAACAACCCUCUUCCCCAGCUUCUGCAAACCCCCUCCGGCCUCGCCCUCCUCGAACUUCAAGGCACAAUCAACAUCCCCUCGCAAGACAACCAGUCUAGAUCAUCGCCCGAUAGCCCUCGCGAUCCUAAUGCUGCCGUGUUCGAGACCCCAAUCGGCAGACUCAUGUUCCCAGACUACUCGCCACAGUUUACGGCACCAGAUGACACGAAAUGGAUGAAGAGAGUCUAUUUGUACGUUGGACGAUACCAGCGAAUGACCGGCGAAGUGAAGAAACUACCACAGCCCCUGGCCCUUGUGCAGCGGAGGCAGAAGGAAUCGGGUGCUGCUGACGAUGGCGAGGAGUUGGAGAUCGUUGAGGUCGUGAAAUACAAGAUCUUCUUCAAGAGUAGGCCGGAGCCUGUCAAUGACAUUUGAGGGCAAGAUGUUCGCUGUUUGAAGCCGGACAAUUGGAUACCUCGGCGGUUUUGCGCUACACAAACUGGUUAUGGCGCUGGACUAGGGAAACACACCGGUUGAAGUUCGGACCUCAGGCUGUCCGUGCUGGUCCGGUAUCGAGGCUACCGUGGCUCUUGUCGGCCGUUCAGCGCUGAUUCGAGUCAUAGAUAUGUCAAUGGCUGAACUUUAUGCCCGGUUCACUGAAGGCGGUGGUGGGAGUUAAUCUCGC